GAUCACCUUGAGUUACGGUUAAGCCUUUGCACGGGUUCUGCCACUGCCCUUUUACUGAUUCGUCUCUCUGUGAAGUUUUGACAGACAUGACAAGUAGCCGCAUCGAUGACCCCCCUGUAUGAUGUUGCAACCAUAAACGGUGAAUUUUUGCAAUGCGACCGUUAUCCUUUGGUAAGUUGAAAGAAACUGCGUUGUGUCGGACGCCCGUCUGCUGAUUAUUUGGAAACAUUGGAUAAGGGGCACCAUUCUGUGGGUUCUACAAUGUAUCUGUAAAACAGCUUGCUAUGAAUGGUGUUUUGUGGCACCGGCUACAAUAAGAGAAUGUGAAGUAAAGUGUUAACAUGCGGUGGUGGGGGAUGGGGGGGGGGGGUCUUGCAAAUCAUUUGUGUUGGUGCGCAUCACAUUUGCAAGUGGAUGUGACGUGGCUGACGGGGUGAAUAAAUGUAUUUACUUGUGACCUCGUGUCCUUUUACAUCACCUAACUUCAGCUGCCACUGCUGUUUUCCAGCCAAGUUUGAUAUUUUGUUAGAAUGAAAGAAAGAAAAAAAAAAGAAAUAGUGGACAGCAACUACUGUUUUGACCUCCGUUGAUUAACAACGUCGUUUUCUUUGGCCGAGAUUGUUUUCGCCCGGGCUCAAUAGAGUUUUCACAGCCGGUGGAGAUUUCUGUUUGCAUCCUGAUUUGUGAAUCCCUCAUCCUUUGCAGACACUCAUGCCAAUUCUAAUCAUGCAUUCCAAAGUGCAUGGAAAUGUCCACGGAGGCGGGGGACUUGCCAAUAGAAGCGUCGCGUUACCUAUUAAAUUAUAAAAGUGCCAUCUUGACAGGGCUUGGAAACGAUGGCAGCGAAAAGCACGAGGCGUGUUCUUGUCUCUCUGUGCGUGAUGGGGUACGUUUGGCACACGCGGUCUCAGUGUGACUCCCAGUUCAACCUGAACGGAGAUUAUUUGCUCGGCGGACUCUUUGACAUUCACGCGAGUAGCUCAGUCAGCCACGAGAGGCCGGAAGCCAUUCGCUGCUCCAGUCAAGAGUUCAGUCUGUCAAGUUAUCGACGGUUCCAGCUGAUGAGAUUUUCCGUGGAGCAGAUCAAUAACUCGAGCCGACUCCUGCCCAACGUUUCCCUGGGCUACAAGAUAUUUGACCAUUGCUCCAUUUCGAAGAAUUUCCCCAGUAUUUUUGACCUGAUUUCAGCCAAUGGCUUGAUCCGCCCCUGGAGUGAAGACCACCUGCAUCUGUCGGCGGCCUCCAACGUCGUCGGCGUGGUGGGUCCUUUUACCAGCACCGACACUCUGACGGUGGCGCCACUCUUCAUGAUGGAUCUCAUUCCGCUGGUCAGCUACGGCGCCGCCAGCUCGGACUUCUCGGAAAAAGCGAAAUAUUCCUCGUUCCUGCGCACCGUGCAUUCCAACAAAGACAGCGUCAAAGUGAUCGUGGCCAUCUUGCAGCACUUCCGCUGGGAGUGGGUGGCCUUCCUCAACAGCAACGACGCUUACGGCAACGACGGCCUGGCGCUCUUCAGGAAGAUCAUUCACCAUACGGACAUUUGUCUGGCCUUCGCCACGUAUCUUCAACCAAAGUCAAAUUACUCCGAAAUGUUCCAGCACAUCGAAUCGCUUAGGAUCAAAACCAUUGUGGUUUUUGCGCCCAAACUGCUAGCCGAGGCGCUCGUCGAGUCAGCGACGCUGCUGGGCGUCACGGGCAAGGUGUGGCUCGCGGUUGACACCUGGUCCCUAAGCGAGAAGCUCCCCAAGAUUAAAGGCAUCGAAAAAAUCGGGACGGUGCUGGGAGUGUCUCAGCCCGUGUUGACGAUACCCGGCUUCACGGAAUUCCUCCUCGCUACCCAAAGUAAAGAUCCUUGUCCCGAUGCGGAGGAGCUUCCGUUUUGCAAUCAGAUUUGCAACUGCUCGACUCUGAGUACGCGGGAUAUCCUCUCGAUGGACCCGUCCUACUCUUUUUCAGUUUAUUCGGCCGUGUACGCCAUUGCGCACGCCUUACACAACGUCUUGCGAUGUGAGGAGCGCACGUGUCAGGGGAAUAUUUCAGUUUUCCCCCACAAGGUUCUGGUGGAGCUGAAGAAGUCAAACUUCACGCUGCUGAACCAGCGCGUUCAAUUUGAUGACAACGGAGACCCCAAUUUCGGCUCUUAUUCCAUCGUUUUCUGGAACAAGAGCGGCGAUAUAGAGGAGAUUGGAUUCUAUGAAUUUCGGUCCGCAGUCAGCUUUGUCAUCGACGAGACCAAAAUUCGCUGGCAUGGCAACUGGAAGGUGCCAACGUCACAGUGCUCUCACAAAUGUCCUGUUGGAUUUGCAAAGAAGCAAGAAGGAAUUCACAAGUGCUGCUUCACCUGUGAGGAAUGUCCAAAUGGAACCUAUAUCAACAUCACCGAGGACGCGUACACGUGCGUGGACUGUAAGGAGACGGAGUGGUCGUCCGAAGCCAGCACAUCUUGCACCCUGCGAAAAGUGGAGUACGUCUCAUUCAAGGACCUCGCCGCCGUGUUAAUCAUUACGGCAACCUUGCUCUUGCUGGGCCUGGCGCUCAGCAUGUGCGCCGUCUUUGCCCUCAACUACAACACGCCGGUGGUCAGGUCCGCCGGCGGCCACAUGUGCUUCCUCAUUUUGGGCUGCCUCAGUCUGAGCAGCCUGAGUAUCAUCUUUUUUUUUGGCAAGCCCUCCGUUUUCUCCUGUGUCUUGAGCUUUGUGCCCUUUUGCUUGCUUUUCUCGACGUGCCUGGCCUGUUUCGUGGUGCGCUCCUUCCAGAUUGUAUGCAUUUUCAAAAUGGCCGCCAAGUUCCCCCAACUACACGGCUGGUGGAUAAAAUAUCACGGUCAGUGGCUGGUUGUCGCCGGGACGUUUGUCACGCAGUGCGUCGUGACUUCGAUAAGCUUUUGGAUCGCUACCCCCAAGCCGUCCAAUGAGACAACAUGGUCUCCUGACAAAGUCAUUCUGGGCUGUGAAAUCAGUGCCCAGGCGACCGUGGGUCCGACAGUUUUGCUCGUGUGUUUGAGCACCCUCUGCUUCAUUUUCUCCUAUAUGGGGAAGGACCUCCCCAAAAAUUACAACGAGGCCAAAGCCAUCACCUUCUGCUUGCUCCUGCUGAUCCUCACCUGGAUCAUCUUUGUGACCAUUUGUUUGCUUUACAGGGGCAAGUUUGUCCAAAGCCUGAAUGCUAUGGCGGUGCUCUCCAGCCUCUACUCUUUCCUCUUGUGGUAUUUCCUCCCAAAAUGUUACAUCAUUAUAUUUCAACCCCACAAAAACACACCGCAGUACUUCCAAGGCCUAAUCCAGAAUUACACCAAAACAAUUAGCCAGUAGUGGCCUGCAGUGAUUGACACUCUAACUAAAAAUAAAAAUAAAACUAAUUCUUCAUUUGAAACGACUACAAUAGGUCCAUUUUGCACGUUCCCCCCCCCCCCCUAGUUUUUU
This is a messenger RNA of Hippocampus zosterae (dwarf seahorse), 3422 nucleotides long. Its product is annotated as taste receptor type 1 member 1. Lineage: Eukaryota; Metazoa; Chordata; Actinopteri; Syngnathiformes; Syngnathidae. Gene Ontology annotation, cellular component: membrane. The record is from RefSeq and is a predicted model, not a curated record. Gene Ontology annotation, molecular function: G protein-coupled receptor activity. Gene Ontology annotation, biological process: G protein-coupled receptor signaling pathway.